AUGGCGGCGAGGCUAGUGCAGCCGCACGCGCCGACAGACGCCGAACAAAUGCAGGAUUACCUCAUCAACUGGAAUGCCGGACCGCUGGGCGUGGUGCUGCGUCCCGAUCUGGGUGCCGACAUGCCCCCCGUCGUGGCGCAGAUGCUGCCUCAGCCUUCUGUACUCAAGAUGGCUGGUGUGCGGGAAGGAGAUCUGCUCAUCAGCGUCAACGGCAAGAAAACGACGCGUUUGGGAUACGAGAAAGUGGUGCGUCUGCUCUUCAAGGAGCGUCUCCCCAUGGUUUUGCACUUCCGCUCGCCGCUGCAAGUGCCCGAGAUGCAGCGCGGCGUCUCGGGGGCCAUCGCUGAAGAGCCGUCUUCUGCACGUGGAGGCCGCUCACGCGCCUGCAGCUCAUCACGACCAAGCCAGCAGCCUAAAAGUCGCUCUAGAGGCCGCUCGGACGUGGACACGCACGCGCUGAUUGAGCAGAAACGCAACCCGAACGUACAGAACUUCAGUAUAGACAGCGACGUGUCGACCAAGUCAGAGAAGAAGAAGAGCAAGAGGAAGCACAAGCACAAGCAUGGAGCCGAGGCUGAGGCCGAGGAGAGACGACUCAGGAAGCAGUACAGUGUCGUGUGGGAACGAGGCUCGCUCGGUAUUUCCUUCCGAGCGUACAACUCCAAGGUGAACGUCCCGUGUGUGGACUUUAUCAGUGCCAGUAGAGGACUGGGACGGGGUAUGGAUCGAGUGUGUGUCAACGACGUGCUCAUUUCCAUCAACGGAGAAAAGACCAAGGCUUUAGGUGUCGAGAAGGUGUUGCGAUGGCUACAUGUCAUUGAGAAGCCUGUGGUGCUGAGGUUCCACGCGUCGUCGAACCGCAUUUUGAACCCGGCGGGAGGUUUAUUGCCGCAACUGGCGGAUGAAGACGCGUCGGAGAGACCGAGACGACCCACGAUGCCUUUGCCUCUGCCACAGCCAGAGUAUGAGCCACCUCCACGACCUCCGCGUCGCAACAACAGCGUGGACCAACCGAUGCCACAGCAGAGGAUGGAGCGUGGCUAUUCUGACGACAGGGAGUACGAACUGCAGCCUGCUAUAGCACCACGACGAUACUCGCGAGACAGCGCCACGUACUUUGAGCAGCAGCCGAUUGAGGACUACGACGCACAGUAUCAAUUCGGAGCGUCAAAGAUUGAAACAAAGGAGCGACGAUACUCCAAGAACUCGAUGAAUGCGUACGCGCAUGGUCAUGAUGAGGACGGCGUGGCUGGAGAUUUCCGUCGUGAGCCAAAGGAUGAUCGUCAUCAGCAACGGUCUGAGGAAUAUUUCAACCAGCCGCAUCUGCUGCUGCCUCCUCCUGUGAGAAUUCGGACGAAUUCUGCUUCACGAGACGAUAUCCGACGUCAGCAGCAAUUAGAAAGCAAACCUGCGCCGCCACUUACAACUGACGCUGCGGAUCGUCCACGCUUGGCGUCUCGCGAUAGCCAAGUCAGCAACUCAUCUCACUUGAGUUUCGAAGAGGCUACUGGUGUUGUUGCCCGUGCUGCAGGAAAGCCCAAGGAAGAGUGUGAGUUUGGAGGAGUACCACUGCUCGAUAUUAAGGAAGGAACGGUGCAGGCCAAGCUCAUGUACAUCUACGCCAAGGCGUGUCUAGCUAAGGAGGGCAGUUCGGACGACGAACCUGCUCCGAAGGAUCCUCAGCCGUCUCGGACUCCCGGGAACCCGCUCGGUCGCAAGACGCACUCGAACUAUUUGUCGUAUACGAUUCUGCAGGACGACGCCGUAGCUUCCAACCCCAUUCUCAGCCAGACGAAUGGUGAUGCCGGCCACGACCACAAGGUCGAACCCGAGGAGCACAAGCUGGACGUUAUCAACGACGUUAAUAGCGGCCACGAGCUCAAGCGAAGCGGAAUCUUCAGUGACAAUCUGGAUGAGAGUUUCGCAAAGAUGCAGAAGGACAUUUCUAUCCAGCAACCACCGAUUCCGGUCCUAACCCCGUCACUAUCCUCUGCAGGACCUUCGUCCCCGGUUAGUAGUGACGCCACCCCGACUGUGACUCCUGCUCCUGCACCUGUGACUCCCGCUGAAGACUUUAUAUCACUCAAGGACUUUGUCAUGAAGGGCGAUGGGAGGUUGUCGGAACGUCACACAACCUCGAGUCUCAACAGUACGGCGACGCCAGUGCAGCCAACGGAUGGCGGCGAGACCGAUAAGACGGACGAGCAGCAAGAUAAGCAGUCAACAGUGGCCAAGACUGAAGAAACGACUAUCGAGGCGAGCAGUGGGCUGAUGCUGGAGGAGCUGAAAUCGUCCGAGUCGAAGGAGACUGUUCGUGAGCUUGUGGUGGACGAGCUCGAAGUGGCAGAGCCGAUGGAGGCUAGCGGCCAAGAGACGGAGGAAGUAGAGACUGGAAAGGAUGAAGUCGAGCAGAAGGAGGGACCCAAGGAAGAACCUAUUGAUAUGGCUGAGCUUGAAGAAGAGCACGCUGACGAGACACUGCACGAAGAGGAUGACGCUGCCAGCGUCGACAGCUCGAAUGAACGAGACUUGGCGGCGAGUGUGGCGUCACUUGAUGACCUGCUUGAUCUCAAGGAUGGCAAUCACGAUGACGAAGAGCACGAGGAGUUUGUCGACGAUGACGAAGAUGAGCAGGAGAGCGAAAAGAAUGAGAAGAGUGACGCAAACGAAAAGGAGACAAUGAAUACUUCGCUGGGUAUGAAGUUGGACCAGGUCCAAGAGGAGGAGACUGAUGACCACGACGUCCAUGCGCAGCACGAGAAGGAACAGGAACAAGAGGGGCACGAAGCGCACGACGACGACCUAGAGAAUGAGGAUGGUGCCUUGUCCAACCCGCUUGUGAAUGAGCUUUUCCGUAAUAUUCCGGAUGUGCGUCAAGUUAUCAAGGACAAGCCCGCGCUUGUGGUGUUGGUGAAGAAGACUAUGAUUGACGAGAUCCAGGAAAUUCUCCUGAGCUUGCAGAUGGAGCUGCAGCUCGAGCGGCACUCUACUAUGGCUGUUGGCUCUACUGCUAGCCCGCUUCGGGACUCGCAACAAGGUCGUAAUACAGAGGGCGAGCACUGCCAUCGUUGUGGCGCCACUGGCGAGCUCGCAGAGCUGGACGUUGCAGGAGGGCAGCGUGAACUGUACUGCCAGGAGUGCUGGGAGCUGCUUUUCUUCAGCGAGGACCGCCAAUCUCUAGUAGCCAGAACCAGCAAGAAGCUGGCGCCGUCGGAGGCUGGGCGACUCAGUGCUGACGAAGACGCACUGGACGAAGCGCUCAAGUACAGCUUCCACGACAGCGCCAUAACUCGUGAGGAUAUGAUCCACCCGUGGCGUUAUCUGCAGGGCAGUGACUCCAUUUCGUCAUCUAUCCGUGACUCGAACGAUUCGAGUAUCACCAGUCGUACCGAUGAGGUGUGGCUGUAA
This is a messenger RNA of Phytophthora infestans T30-4, 3408 nucleotides long. RefSeq lists its product as uncharacterized. Gene Ontology annotation, molecular function: protein binding. The record is from RefSeq and is a predicted model, not a curated record. The transcript has a single exon. The coding region runs from base 1 to 3408 and encodes 1135 amino acids. Lineage: Eukaryota; Oomycota; Peronosporomycetes; Peronosporales; Peronosporaceae.